Molecule: messenger RNA, 2246 nt
Organism: Andrographis paniculata
Lineage: Eukaryota; Viridiplantae; Streptophyta; Magnoliopsida; Lamiales; Acanthaceae
Product: serine/threonine-protein kinase BLUS1-like
Exons: 22
Coding region: 162-2120 (652 amino acids)
Biological process (GO): protein phosphorylation
Molecular function (GO): protein serine/threonine kinase activator activity; ATP binding; protein kinase activity
Source: RefSeq, a predicted model, not a curated record
AGAUCAGUCUGUCACAGCCUCCACUCCGGAGAGCAUUCCGCCGUCCGUGUCCUAUUUCGCUUUGCUGAACAGAUUCGGAGGUCUGGAUUGUUCAUGUGCACUGAAUCUGCGUGUGAUUUCAGUUUGGUGCGUGGGAAGUGAAAAAUUGAGGUUUGAUUGCGAUGGAGAAGGAGAGGAAGAAGUAUCCGACUGGAGCAGAGCAUUACACUCUGUAUGAAGAGGUGGGGACAGGAGUCAGUGCUUCGGUUUAUCGUGCAUUGUGCAAUACCAUUAAUGAGAUCGUUGCGAUCAAAAUUCUCGACUUUGAACGCAAUAAUAGCGAUCUGAAUAGCAUUUCAAGGGAAGCACAAACCAUGAUCCUUGUUGACCAUCCCAAUGUUCUUAAAUCACUCUGUUCAUUCAUUAGUGAUCAUAAUUUGUGGGUUGUGAUGCCUUACAUGGCUGGCGGUUCGUGCUUGCAUAUUCUGAAAGUGGCACAUCCAGAUGGUUUUGAGGAAGUUGUGAUCGCUACAAUUCUUCGUGAGGUGUUGAAGGGAUUGGAAUAUCUUCAUGAACACGGCCAUAUUCAUCGGGAUGUCAAAGCUGGUAACAUUCUUAUCGAUUCACGAGGUGGAAUCAAGUUGGGUGAUUUUGGUGUUUCUGCCUACUUGUUUGAUUCUGGUGAUAGGCAACGGAUGAGAAAUACAUUUGUGGGUACUCCUUGCUGGAUGGCUCCAGAGGUUAUGGAGCAAUCGCAUGGUUAUGACUUCAAAGCUGAUAUUUGGUCUUUUGGCAUAACUGCCUUAGAGCUUGCACAUGGUCAUGCUCCAUUCUCAAAAUAUCCUCCAAUGAAGGUAUUGCUUAUGACAUUGCAACAUGCACCCCCUAGCCUUGAUUACGAAAGAGACAAGAAAUUUUCAAAGUCCUUUAAGCAGAUGAUUGCGAGUUGUUUGGUAAAAGAACCUUCAAAAAGGCCUUCUGCAAGCAAAUUGCUAAAGCAUUCAUUUUUUAAGCAAGCCAGAUCAAACGACUAUAUUGUUAGGCAUCUUCUGGAAGGACUGCCGGGUCUUGGAGAUCGUGUUAAGGCAUUAAAGGUAAAGGAGCAAGACAUGCUUGCACAAAAGAAAAUACCAGAUGGGGAGAAGGAGGAAAUAUCUCAGAAUGAAUAUAAACGUGGGAUUAGUCACUGGGAUUUUGAUCUUGAUGAUCUGAAGGCUCAAGCUGCAAUGAUCCAGGAUGAUGAUUCUGUAGUGGAAAAGGAUGAAGAUACACCAACCAAACGAAUUCAACGCGAAUUAUACUUUGCAAGACAAUGUUCAUUUGGUUUAUCUGAUGAUAAUGCUCCAACUUCUAACUCAUCCGUAAACUCUUCAAGUAACAUAGCUGAGUGUGAAAAGCUCAAUGAUAGUGCAAGUAUUACUACUUCAACCAGUGGACAACAGACAACACAUAUGGUUCAUAGCAGUAAAUAUAAGGCAGGAAAUUGUUCCGUGGAAAAUUUUGCGUCAGAGUUAAACAGGGGACUUUCAGGAGUUCACUCAAACACUAAUCAGAGCCCUAUUAAAGCGUCAAGUAUUGCAGAAGUACACAACAAAGUGUCGAAACCAUCAGUUAAUGGCCAUGAAGUCGAUGAGAAAGUAAAGACUCAGGUUGUUCAACAAAAAGGACGGUUCAAGGUUACAUCAGGAAACGUUGAAGCACUGGAAAAGACAAUUCCAUCUCUAAUAAUACCGAAGACACAUAGCAUGCAGGUGACUUCUGAGACUCCAGUUUCGGCACCGGUUCCUACUAUUCUAGCUCCCGCUUCUGCUCCAGUUUCCGCAGUUUCAUCACCAUUGUGUCUUGGUUCCACCCCGUCAAAUUCUUGUAGCACUUGCAUUCUUCCAACUUUAAAUUCUAUUCUUCAGGCAAACAUUGCUCAAAGGGAAAAUAUUCUUAAAGUAAUGAAGCAGAUAUCCGUUGGUACUUCCUCAGGGAGUCUGCCAACAAAUUCAACGAUGGAGAAAUCAGCGCUAGAGAUAGCUCAUGACCGGGAAAAGGAGUUGAUCAACGAGUUAACUGAUUUGCGGUUAAGGUUCGUUCGCACACAAGAAGAGCUCCAAAAAUACAAGAAUGAGAAAGCACGGGAGAACAACUCUUGAAUUACAAACGGACAUAUUUGAGAACUAAGCACGGACCCAUCAAAAUUGGCGAAGAAGGAGGAGGAAAAAGGAAAGAAGUUCGAGAAAAAAAAGAGAAAAGAGAAGAAAGUGUCCGGUACGCAUGCG